This is a messenger RNA of Geodia barretti, 489 nucleotides long. The record is from the annotation of a GenBank genome assembly. NCBI's taxonomy places the organism in Eukaryota, Metazoa, Porifera, Demospongiae, Tetractinellida, Geodiidae.
AUGGUCAACCUGGAAGCUGACGAUCCACAGUUCACGGCGGCCAUUCGGGAUGCGACCCCGUAUCUGGCGUCCCUCGUCGCGUCGGCGCUGGAGUUCGACGACCUGCGCUGCGCCACCCUGGACAUCAUCGAAUCGGCGUUCAAUAGCGUCGCUGCCCACGGGUUCAACCCGGACACGGUGUCCAGGGUCCUGGUGGCGCUCAACCCACAGUUGUUCGUAGUCUGGGACAUGGCCAUCAGGGAAGCAUACUUCCCCGACGACGAGCCCAACGGCGCUACCUACGGGCAGUUUCUUUCCGUGAUGCGGAUGGCGGCGUUGUCUAUCGCCAGCGACGCCAGGACGACCCACGGCAUUGACGAUGCGGCGGGGCAUAUAUCUGAAGCGCUCGAUUUGAACCCGGCGAUCCCCCUCGCCAGGUUUAUCGACGAAUACAACUGGCUGACGUUGACGCGUGCGGCGACCGCGCAGCCGUCUCCGGCGUCCGUAUAG